AAGCCAUCAACUGUCAUUGUUUUUCACGAGUGAUUGCAACAUUUCUGCGUGUGUGAAAAAAGUCCUUUCUUGCUUUCGGAAGCUGGAAAAAGCAUACAAUAGCUUGGAAUUAAUGUAGAAAACCUGUUUUUUCAUUCACUUAAUGUAUAAUUAGGUUUUGGAUGUCGCAAAUGUUUAAAGUUGUGCUGUGUUCCCUGUGCUGAGUAGAUAGACAAAGCCUGUACCAAUAGUGCAGAACUACAUCGCUUUUGACGAUUGCGUUGAAAAAGUGAUGGCUGAUCAGACUGAGCUACGUAUGAACUUAGUAGCAAUUCAGCGCUCAGAUCCAUAUGCAAAGGACAUAGUUAAUUCAUCGGCUCACGUUGCGUUCUAUACCUUUAACACCGCGAAAAACGAGUGGGAAAAAACCGAUAUUGAAGGGGCCUUGUUUAUCUACAGCCGGAACGCGGAACCCUAUCACAGCAUUUUUAUCAACAAUCGGCUCAACACCAAUUCGCUAGUCGAACCGAUUAACGGCCAAAUUGACUUGGAGUGCCAAACGCCAUUCCUGCUGUACCGUAACGAACGGUCCCGCAUUCGGGGUUUCUGGUUUUACAACGAUUCGGAGUGCGACCGCAUUCGGGACGUAAUUGCUAAACUAGUUGCAGAGUGUAACAACGACAACAAGAAAAUUGCCGACAUGGGAAAAACUCAUGCGAAUGGAAACGCCGGAGGUAACCAGGUAGACAUUUUCACUAUGUUGACUAAGGCCCAGGAAGAUUUCAACAACAGCACUGGCGUAAAGCAGCAACCCUCGCAACCAGUUGUUCCACAACCAGAGCAAGGUCCGCUCAGAAAUCCUGCUGCUGGCCCUAGCAAGGUGUCGGAUCAAAGUACACCGCAAAGCGUGGUAAACUUUUUUAUUGCUGCAAAACAGCCGGCGGCAUCGGAAGUCCCACUUGUUCAAACACUGAUGGCCAAUCCGGUGCCCACGUUGGAGCAAAUUGAAAAACAGCAUCGUGCUACGACGCCUCCGAAGGAGACAAUUAUUACUGGAAAAUUGACACCCGAAGUAAGUGAGCUUGAAAACAGUUUCAAAUUAAUGGGCAUUCCUGUGAGCUCUGGUCCACAGCCGACACAAGAACUUGGCACCUCACCGUUGGCAAAGUUUCUUAGUGUGACCAACUUGGCGGCCGUUCGGAGCAACAACCAGCCAAUUCCGAAAACUAAACCUAUUGAAAUCAGCGUACUCGAAUCGCGGCAGCAUCAGCAACAACAUCAAAAUCAGCAACAACCGUUGCAUGAACUCUUGAAGAAAUCUGACCCAAUGAAUAACUCUCUAAACAGCAGCUCUUUACUGAAUGUUGCUUCAACCACUGGCAGCGCUGGGAAACCGGCUCUCAUGCCACCGACAAUGUUUGCCACGAGUUCAACGCCGGCCAAGGGUCUUACCGAUCUUUUUGCAAACGCAGCAAAUAAAAAACACCAUGAACAGCAUCAGCAGCAGCUCAACGGAAACAGCACUUCGAUAACAGAUCUUCUUGCCAAGGCCAACACCACCAGUGGUGGCAACAGCAACAAUCAUCAUCCUCCACCACCGGGCUUCUUCCCAAUGGGAGGAUCUGCUGUGGAGCCUCUAACACAAGCGCAGCUGAUUCAGGCGAUCAGUUAUCUUAUCAAACAUGACCCUGACUUUGUGCGGAAGUUGCACGAGGCUUAUCUGAAAUCUUUCCAGGAGAUGAUGGCACUCUAACAUGGGUCCGCAGAAAGUGCGACAGAUCAUUGUUAGAAAAAGAACCCAGUGUGUGCGAAAUGCGAGGGAAAACAAGACUUAACGCGUUUGAUAACCUGUGUAUCAUCGGGAGAAAGAGUGAAAAAUGACGAUACAUAUUUUUUGCUUUUCCAUUUUAAUUCUACCUACCUUUUAAAUGCAUUGUCGUUCUGUUAUAACUCAUUCGUAACACCGUUUUUCAUUUUUUAAAGAAAAUAUAUGUUGCUGCCGCAAGUAAAUAA
Wyeomyia smithii (pitcher-plant mosquito) is the source of this 1992-nucleotide messenger RNA. It is a transcript of the gene DCP1, whose product is annotated as mRNA-decapping enzyme 1A. The transcript is spliced from 2 exons. Gene Ontology annotation, cellular component: P-body. Lineage: Eukaryota; Metazoa; Arthropoda; Insecta; Diptera; Culicidae. The record is from RefSeq and is a predicted model, not a curated record. Gene Ontology annotation, molecular function: enzyme activator activity; mRNA binding. Gene Ontology annotation, biological process: deadenylation-independent decapping of nuclear-transcribed mRNA; deadenylation-dependent decapping of nuclear-transcribed mRNA; positive regulation of catalytic activity. The coding region runs from base 272 to 1732 and encodes 486 amino acids.